AAUUUCCAUUCCCGCGCACAAUUUCAAAUUAAGAAUCUGCAUUUUCCCUAGGGUUUUGACGAUCAAUCCCGUUGUCUUGUGUGGAAGAAUCCGGCGAUGUCGGCCGCCGAAAUGAGUACUCCGAUGGAUAUUUCGGUUCCCAAUCCCGUCCACGGCAAUGUACCUGACCGUGAAGCUGCCAUCUUUGAGCCACCGCUUGCUGCACCGUCGUCAACGCCUUCGGCUUCGCUUCCGACUCCACCUCCGUUACUGAACGAGGAUAAAAUCCUUGUUUCAGUUGAAGUUUUGUUGAAACCUUCAAGUACAGCACAGGCUGAUGAUGUCCGCGCAGCAGUAGAAAGAAUGCUGGAAAAGAGGAGCAUGAGCUACUCUGAUGGUCCAAUUCCAGUUCCAAUGGAUGAUGAUUUUCUAGUGGACAAUGUACAGCGAAUUUGUAUAUGCGAUUCAGAUGUGUGGCUGGAAAAACAUGAAAUUCUGUUAUUUUGGCAAGUCAAGCCUGUUGUGCAUGUUUUCCAGCUCAGUGAGGAAGGUCCAUGUGAGGAUUUAAGCAGUGAUGGCCAACUUGCUAGCUUUAAUGAAUGGAUUCUUCCUGCAAAGGAAUUCGAUGGCAUGUGGGAAAGCUUAAUUUAUGACUCUGGUCUCAAACAGAGGUUGCUACGCUAUGCAGCAAGUGCUUUGCUUUUUACAGAGAAGGGAGUGAAUCCUUUCCUUGUAGCAUGGAAUCGCAUCAUUCUGCUUCAUGGACCUCCAGGUACAGGGAAGACGUCUCUUUGCAAAGCAUUGGCACAAAAACUCUCCAUACGCUUCAGCUCAAGAUACCCGCAGUGCCAGUUGAUCGAAGUUAAUGCACAUUCCUUGUUCAGUAAAUGGUUUUCCGAAAGUGGCAAGCUGGUUGCGAAGCUGUUCGCCAAAAUUCAAGAAAUGGUAGAGGAAGAAAACAAUCUGGUAUUUGUCUUGAUCGAUGAAGUCGAAAGCCUCGCCGCUGCCAGGAAGGCUGCUUUAUCAGGCUCCGAACCUUCGGAUUCAAUAAGGGUUGUAAAUGCUCUCCUGACUCAGAUGGACAAGUUGAAGUUCUCGCCUAAUGUAAUAAUUCUAACUACGUCAAAUAUAACAACAGCAAUAGAUAUAGCAUUUGUCGAUCGAGCUGAUAUUAAGGCAUAUGUUGGUCCUCCAACUCUUCGAGCGCGCUAUGAAAUCCUUGGAUCUUGUCUGCAAGAGCUUAUGAGAGCUGGCGUACUAUCAUGUUCGGAGUCUCAAGUCGACGAACAUUUCAUUCUUCCAAGUUUUACCAGUUUGAAAGAGCACACGAAUACGGCUGCAGCUCCUUCACACCUCUGCAGAGAUUUGCUUAUAGCUGCAGAAGCAUGCGAGGGAUGGAGCGGACGAGCGCUCCGGAAACUUCCAUUCUUAACGUAUGCAGCUCUGGCGAAUCCUUCGGGUUGCAAACCGGGGAAAUUCUUGGAGAAAAUGAUCGAAACAGCUCAAAGAGAAUGCUCGGAGAUACCUGAAUGAACUGAAACUGCCUGCAGCAGUCUCUGUGAAGGUACGCUGUUGCGCAUUUUUCGGUUUCGGUUUCGAUUUCGAUUUCGAUUUCGAUUAGUAGCUGUAUUAGUUGAAAGAAAUUUGGCAUAAAAAAAAUGUUACAACAUUUUGGAGCUAUAUAUAUAUAUAUAUAGGCUUUUAGUUGAAUGGCUUAAUUUGAUCACAAGGUAGAUGUUAUGUAACUAAACUAAAAUCCUUCAGCUUCUUAGGAUAUACUAGUAUUUUGUCCUUUUUCUUUUUUUUU
Andrographis paniculata is the source of this 1786-nucleotide messenger RNA. Its product is annotated as pachytene checkpoint protein 2 homolog. Gene Ontology annotation, cellular component: nucleus; chromosome. NCBI's taxonomy places the organism in Eukaryota, Viridiplantae, Streptophyta, Magnoliopsida, Lamiales, Acanthaceae. The transcript has 14 exons. The record is from RefSeq and is a predicted model, not a curated record. Gene Ontology annotation, biological process: meiotic recombination checkpoint signaling; reciprocal meiotic recombination. Gene Ontology annotation, molecular function: ATP binding; ATP hydrolysis activity. The coding region runs from base 97 to 1512 and encodes 471 amino acids.